This is a messenger RNA of Striga asiatica, 582 nucleotides long. NCBI's taxonomy places the organism in Eukaryota, Viridiplantae, Streptophyta, Magnoliopsida, Lamiales, Orobanchaceae. The record is from the annotation of a GenBank genome assembly.
AUGUCAAGAAGUGAAAGUGUAGACCCGGGAAAACUCCAAGAGGGGCAGUAUGGGGAUUGGCUCAAAGUGGCAGAAAAUUUCUUUUUCAAAUCUAAGACUGCUCCCUCUCCAUCCCAACGAGAAACCCCAACCUCUAGCCCAUCCUACCACAAUGAUGAAGCUUCACCUGGUCUAAACUCUGGAAGUGGCUCUAAAGCUUCUAACAGUGCCCACCAAAAUAAACUCACCAAAUCCCCUCUAGCUCAGAUACCAGAAUCAUCUACCCCUACACCCAUCCAUCAACAUGACUUAGCAUUAUCUGCCCCACUACCACCCCCUCCAAUCAUUACCUCUAGAAAUCAAAAGCAACCUGCCCUUACCAAGAUACCCCCUACCCACCUGAUAGAAUCAGUUCACCUGGAUCCUAUCCUUCUUCUAACAAACCAAGACAUUGAUUUGCAUCUAGCUGGUCUUCCAAUUCCCCCGGAAGCUCAUACCCAGAAUAUGGAGUUGGAGACAGUAAUGCCUCAAAAGCUGGCCCCUGAAGCAAAUGUGAGUAAGCAAAGGAAAAAAUGGACCAGGAAGACUCCAGCUUCCUCUAAA